Molecule: messenger RNA, 824 nt
Organism: Hevea brasiliensis (rubber tree)
Lineage: Eukaryota; Viridiplantae; Streptophyta; Magnoliopsida; Malpighiales; Euphorbiaceae
Product: putative H/ACA ribonucleoprotein complex subunit 1-like protein 1
Exons: 4
Coding region: 139-690 (183 amino acids)
Biological process (GO): snoRNA guided rRNA pseudouridine synthesis; ribosome biogenesis
Cellular component (GO): box H/ACA snoRNP complex
Molecular function (GO): box H/ACA snoRNA binding
Source: RefSeq, a predicted model, not a curated record
UCGACCCAAAACCCUAGCAGCUGCACUAAACCUCAAAUCCCAUAAAAGAAAAAACGUGCCUCACUUCGCUUACUCUGCUGCAACCAAGAAACCUCCUACAUUCCUUUCCCAUUCUAGUUCACGCCAAAACAGUAAGCUAUGAGGCCGCCCAGAGGUGGAGGUUUUAGGGGCGGAAGAGACGGGGGCCGCGGUGGUCGAGGUGGUCGUGGUCGCGGCGGUGGCCGUGGUGGGUUUCGUGACGAGGGGCCUCCUUCUGAAGUCGUCGAAGUUUCCACAUUUCUUCACGCCUGUGAGGGUGAUGCAGUGACAAAGCUCAGCAAUGAGAAAAUACCGUACUUUAAUGCCCCUAUCUUUCUACAAAACAAGACCCAGAUAGGGAAAGUCGAUGAAAUUUUUGGUCCCAUCAAUGAAUCUCUUUUUUCUAUCAAAAUGAUGGAAGGCAUUGUGGCAACUUCGUAUUCGCCUGGGGAUAAAUUCUACAUUGACCCAAAUAAGCUCUUACCUCUUGCAAGAUUUCUUCCGCAACCAAAGGGACAGGCACAAGCUGCUGCAAGAGGCGGUCGUGGAGGAGGCAGAGGUGGGGGCCGUGGAGGUGGUGGCUUUCGUGGAAGGGGUGGUCCAAGAGGUGGCCGUGGUGGGCCUGCUAGAGGAGGUGGCCGUGGUGGUGGCUUUAGGGGCAGAGGGAGGUGAUAGAAGAACUUCGUGUGACAUUAUUGGUGCUUUUCUCUUUGGAAAUUUUCAUUUUAAAGUGCAAUGGACAAACAACAAUCAAUAUUUGGAUACUAAUCUGAACUUUGUUGUUAAUGAAGUGAUUUUUGUUGCUC